This is a messenger RNA of Prorocentrum cordatum, 535 nucleotides long. The record is from the annotation of a GenBank genome assembly. NCBI's taxonomy places the organism in Eukaryota, Dinophyceae, Prorocentrales, Prorocentraceae.
CCUAAACCUAACGUCGAAACCGGGGUCCCUGCCGGCUCCUCCCGCGACCCGCCGUGGGCCACCCCCCGUGAGGUGCAGGAGGACUUCAUGGAGAAGGUGAGCGAGACGCGCGUCGCGGCGGAGCUGCUGCCGGUCUUCCACAUCGAGAAGUCGAUGAUCUGUCGGAUCGACGUGCGUGUCUGGGGCAGCGUGACGCUGGCCGAGCUCCCGCAGAAGCUGAUGCCGGCCACGCUGAAGCUGGUCCUGAAGGUCCUUGCGCUGUCGGACUCCAUCUCGAUCGAGGGCAGCACGCUGGUCCUGAAGAAGUGGGCUCUGCCGCCAUUCCGCGGCUCCCCGCAGCAGAUCCAGGGGCUGGCGAUGCUGAACUACCAGCGGUCCCUGCUGCACUUCGUCGCCAAGGGCAUCACGUCCUCCAACCUGCUGCCGUGCCUGGGCCGGCCCGUGGGCAUGACCAGGGAGGUGGUGUCCAUGUCCGCGGACAUGGUGGGGCAGCUCAUGAACACCAUCGACCUGUCUGCCAUCGCGGACCGCGAGU